Molecule: messenger RNA, 6692 nt
Organism: Paramecium sonneborni
Lineage: Eukaryota; Ciliophora; Oligohymenophorea; Peniculida; Parameciidae
Source: the annotation of a GenBank genome assembly
AUGAACAAAGCAAAUCGGCAUUCUCCUCGCUACCAAAAUUUAAAUGAUAACAAAAAACAGAUAUAGCAACUUAAUGAAUUGGCAAUAAGUUAAUCUUAGAGAAUCAAUGAAUUUGAAAGAAAACUAUAAAAUAUGUUGAAAAAAUUAAAUGACUCACAAAGUUUUAAUGCAGAAUAAAUUUCAAACUAAAUUUCUGAAUUAGAAGAUGAAAAAAAUGAUUCUUAGCUUAAUUUAUCAGUUCCAGAUUAUAUUUUCAAAAAAACAGAUUGCGGUAAUUUGAUAGAUCAAAAAGAAAAAUCUGAUGAUAAAAAGAAAAACAUAAAUCAUAACUAAGAAUAGUUUAGUCCAGAAUCUAUAAGAAAUAAUUAUUAAAGUUAAACAUAAAACUCUAAAUAGGAAUUAGAAACGAAUUGUUAAAAUUAGAAUUAAGAUAAAGAUUAGCAUCUAUUUUUAUAAAAUAUAGAAUAAAAAGAAGAAAUAUCUAAAGAAGAAAUUUAAUUGGAUUAAGGAACUGUUUAAGAUUAUGAAUCAGUAAAUAGAUAAGAUGAAUUUAAUGAAAUUUUAAUUUAUAAAGCUGAAAAUAAGGUUUUAAGUGAGGAAAAAUAAUUAAAUCAAUAAUAUAUAGAACAUGGUGUUUAGAAUAAUUAAAUUCAUGAAAUUUAAAAUUAAAUUUAACUAAAUCAAAAACAAAUUUAUAAAAUUUAUUGCAAUCUAAUAAAAUAGAAUUCAAAUCAAGAACAUAGUAUAUAGAAAUUUAUUUAUAAAAUUAUCAAUUUACUAUAAGAAAAAAAUCUUAAGAUAAUUAAAGUGUUAAAUUUAGAGUUAAACAAAAUAAAUUUAGAAUAGAGUAUCGGAAGUAAUGAAAUAGAUAAAUGUAAUUUUUAAUUUAAUAGACUAAUUGAAAAAUAAGGAUAAUAACUCAAAAAAAUGGAGUAGGAAAUUUAAGAAAUUAUGUAAGAAAAAAUUGAUUAAAUAAUGGCAAUAAUUAAUUAAAUUAUUGGAGUUUAUUAAUCCAGAAAAUAUGAUGAUUAAAUAGAUAAGAUAAUUGAUCGAAAAGAAUCUAUAAGUUAUUUACAGUAAUUUGAAUUUUAGGAUGAUUUGGAAGUUUCUAGUUAAAAGAAUGAAUUAUUAAUUAGAUAAGAAGCAAGCAAUAAUUGGGAUUAGAAUAGUAAUAUUAGUGAUAUUGUAAAUAGAUCAAUUUAAAAAAUAAAUGAUUAAUCACUUUCUUAAAAUGAUGAAAAGGAGAAUAAUAUUCAAAAUAUAUUAAAUUAAAUUGCAAAUCUGCAACAAUAAAAUAAUAAAUAAGUAGAAGCACUUAGCACAACAACUAUGAAACAUAGAAAAUCUACUUCAGAUUAAUUAAAGAAUCAAUAAGAAAGUAAUAAUAAAUAAUAAGUAAAUAAUAUUUAGGAAAAUGAUCAAGAUAUAAAUAAUUGUGUAAAUUAAACUUUUUAAGAAAUAAAUAAAUCAAUAAAUAAUAGUGAUAAUAAGGAAUCAUAAAAUUCAUUUAAAAAAAUAUCGGAUAUUGGAAAUAAUAUUUUUUAAGAAUUUAAAGAUGGAAAUUAAUAAUAAUAUCUAAGGUAGGAUCAAGAUCUUUGUAGCAGUUUUAUUGAAAAAAUAAAAUAUAUAUGCAACAAAUAUUAAAAUAAUAAUAUUAUUGAAUUUUUAGAUAAUAAAAUAACUGAAUACACAAAUGGUUAGGAUAAUUUUAAUACUUAAAAUGAAGAUAAGUUAAUCUAAGAAAAUAAAAAUAAAUUACUAAUAUAAUCUUUAGAUUCAAAAGAGGAAAUAAAACAAUUUAAUUUAUUAGACGUUAAUAUUAUUAAUAAUGAACAAUGUUAAAAUCAAAAUGAUAAUUAAAUAAAUUAAUCAAUAAAAUAAAAACUGUCAGAAUUAUAAGAUAAAGAAAAAUAAUAAGAUAAUCUUUUAGAAGAAAAUAUUUUGUUUGAUUAAUAUUCAAAUAACACUCAAAAUACAAUUGAGUAGAAUUAAGAUAAACAAAAAGAUAAGUUGAGUAAUAAAAAUAUAUAAUUUAUUGAUCUGUAAGAAGAAAAUAAUAACGAAAAUCAAUAAUUUAAUUAAAAUUCUAACUAAAAUUUGGACGUUGAAACAACUCAACAGAUUAAUUAAGUUAAAUAAAAUAUAUGUUAAUCUAUUAAUAAUAAUGAAAUAGAAAAAUUAGGUUAUAAGAAAGAUAGUUAGAAUCAACAUUUCCUAAAUGAUUAUUAAAUUUAAUAAGAGAAACUUAAUGAUUAAAAUAAUUUAGAAAAAAAAAAUGAUGUUAAUUCCUGUUAAAGCUUAUUAAAAUAAGAGAAUAAUGAUUUAAGUAAUGGAUAAUAAUCAUUGAAGAGUGAAAUUAAAGAAAUUUCAUAAAAAAAUAAGGAAUUUUGUAAUUUAAAUAAUGAAUAUCAAGAUGUUAUAGUUUAGAAUUUAUAGGAAGUAGAUAUGAAAUAACUGAAUAGCGAAAAUGAAGAAAAAAUCAUGAAGGAAUAAUUAGUAAUAUUUAUAAAUGAAGAAAAUAGUUAAAUAAUUAAUUUGAACCAAGGAAAUAUCAAUAAUUAAGAGGGGAUACAAAUUAUUUAAAAUAACCAACAUGAUGAUAUAUAAAAGGAAAAAUAAUAAGGUUCAUCCGAAUCUGAUUAUUAAAAAGCCGAAUUAGAAAAAUAAUAAAAAGAAUAAGAUGGCGAAUUUACUUAAGAAUAAGAUAAUAAAUUUGAAAUCUUAAAAAAAGAAAAAAAUAAUUAAAAAGUUUUACAAUAAUAAAUCAUAUAGCCUCAUGAGCAUUUUGACACAAAAGAGGUUAAUUUAAAUAAAGAAUUUUAAGAUAAAAUCACUUAACAAAAAUAAUUCAUAGAAGAUAUUUUAAAAAAUAAUAAUGAACUAUUAGAUUAAAAUAAAAAAUAUGAAGAUAAAAUAUAUAAAUUAGAGCAAUAAAUAGAGUUUACAAAACAAUAUUAUAAUUAACAUAUAAAUUAAGAAUAAACAACAGAAAAAAAUGUAGGAAUUCAAGAUAUAUAUGCUAUACAGGUUUAAUAAAAAGAUGAAAUAAAAGAUAAGUUAAAUAAAUAAAUGUAAGUUACUCAAACAUCAGAAACAGAAAAAGUUAAUUUUUAUAAAGAAUCUAUGGGUUAAAUAGAUUAAUAAAAAAUAUAUACUCAAGUAUAAAAUAAUAAAUCAGUUGAUUAAAGUGAUUAAAAUGAAGAUUAAAUAAUUAAACUAUAAUAAGAAAUAAAUUUGACUUUAGAAAAAAAUAUAAAAUUUAAAAUAUAAAAUUAAGUUAUUGAAGAUUAAAUAGUUCAGCAAAAAUAAGAAUUGCAAGAAUUUAAUACUUAAAAAUGUGAGAAAAAUGAAAUUACAUUAUCAUCCAUCAAAAAAGCAGAUUUAUUAAAGGAUUAUGAAGAUUAAAUAGCUUAACUAAAAAUAACAAUAAAUGAAAUUUAAGUAUUGAAUGAUACAUUAGUUAAUUAAAAUAAAUAAAAUGAAGAUAAAGUAAAUAAAUUAUAAUAAGAAAUCUAAUUGAUAAGAGAUAAAGUUAAGAAAUUUAUAAUAGAAAAUUAAGUAAUUGAAGAUCAAAUAUCUCUAAGAAAAUAUUAAUUUUAAAAUAUCGUAAAUAGUGAAUAAUGUGAUUAAAUUGAAGAUUAAUAGGAAUCAUCAGAAAAAAAAUAUUAAACAACAAGUACAAAUAAGGUUGAUUUAAAAAAUAAUUAUGUUCAUUUUGAAUCUGAGCUAAAUAUAAAAACAGAAGAUAUAAAAUUAUAAAAUACCAAUAUGAUUGAAUAUUUGGAAAUUAUUUAAGAUUAAAUAGAUUUACAAUAAUAAGAAAAAGAAUAAAAUCCCGUAGUCAAGGCUCAAUUAAAUGUCAGUAAAGAAUAAUAAAAUAAAGUAUAUGAAUAAUAAUAAGAGAUAUAAAAUAUAAAAAAUGUUAGAUCAAUAUAGGUGGAAAAUAAAAUAUAAAAAGAUGAAAUAGUAGAACAAUAGUGUAAGAGUUAGGAUAUGAAUUAAAUUGACGAUAAAGAAUAAUAAAAUGAAUAAAGUAAAGAAAAAAAAGAAAUAUAAGAUAUUUAAAAGGAAAUAAUUUUAUAAAAUAAAAAUAAAGAAUAAAAAGAAUAAUUAGAUAAAUUAAUUAAAUAAAAAAAAGAUAAUUAAAAAUUCUAUGAUAGAUAAUUUGAAAAAAAAGAAGAUUAAGAAGAUAUUCAAGAAGUGAAUGAAAAAGUUGAAUAAAAUAAAGAAUAAGAAAUUUAAUAAGAAAAACUCAAUAAAGAAAAAUAAGAUAUUAAAAAUGUAAAUAAACAAUUAGUUCAAUAAAAUUAAGAAUAUGAAAAUUAAUAAAAAUAAUAAAAAUAAGAAAUAUAAAAUUUACCAAAAGUAUUAACUUAAUAAGAUUAAGAAAAUGAAAAUUAAAAUUAUCAACCAGAUUAAUAAAGAUAAGAAAUAUUAGAUAUCCAAAAAAUGAAUGAAAUUGUUGAAAGAAAUAAAGAAUAAGAAAUUUAAUUAGAAAAACUCAAUAAAGAAAUAUAAGAUAUUAAAAAUGUAAAUAUACAAUUAGUUCAAUAAAAUAAAGAAUAUGAAAAUUAAUAAAAAUAAUAAAAAUAGGAAAUAUAAAAUUUACCAAAACCUUUAUAUUAAUAAAAUUAAGAAAAUGAAAAUUAAGACUAACAAUUAGAUUAACAAAAAUAAGAAAUAUUAGAUAUCCAAAAAAUGAAUGAAAUUGUUGAAAGAAAUAAAGAAUAAGAAAUUUAAUUAGAAAAACUCAAUAAAGAAAUAUAAGAUAUUAAAAAUGUAAAUAUACAAUUAGUUCAAUAAAAUAAAGAAUAUGAAAAUUAAUAAAAAUAAUAAAAAUAGGAAAUAUAAAAUUUACCAAAACCUUUAUAUUAAUAAAAUUAAGAAAAUGAAAAUUAAGACUAACAAUUAGAUUAACAAAAAUAAGAAAUAUUAGAUAUCCAAAAAAUGAAUGAAAUUGUUGAAAGAAAUAAAGAAUAAGAAAUUUAAUUAGAAAAACUCAAUAAAGAAAUAUAAGAUAUUAAAAAUGUAAAUAUACAAUUAGUUCAAUAAAAUAAAGAAUAUGAAAAUUAAUAAAAAUAAUAAAAAUAGGAAAUAUAAAAUUUACCAAAACCUUUAUAUUAAUAAAAUUAAGAAAAUGAAAAUUAAGACUAACAAUUAGAUUAACAAAAAUAAGAAAUAUUAGAUAUCCAAAAAAUGAAUGAAAUUGUUGAAAGAAAUAAAGAAUAAGAAAUUUAAUUAGAAAAACUCAAUAAAGAAAUAUAAGAUAUUAAAAAUGUAAAUAUACAAUUAGUUCAAUAAAAUAAAGAAUAUGAAAAUUAAUAAAAAUAAUAAAAAUAGGAAAUAUAAAAUUUACCAAAACCUUUAUAUUAAUAAAAUUAAGAAAAUGAAAAUUAAGACUAACAAUUAGAUUAACAAAAAUAAGAAAUAUUAGAUAUCCAAAAAAUGAAUGAAAUUGUUGAAAGAAAUAAAGAAUAAGAAAUUUAAUUAGAAAAACUCAAUAAAGAAAUAUAAGAUAUUAAAAAUGUAAAUAUACAAUUAGUUCAAUAAAAUAAAGAAUAUGAAAAUAAAUUAGAAUAAAAAAAUUAAGAAAUAUAAAAUUUACCAAAAACUUUAUAUUAAUAAAAUUAAGAAAAUGAAAAUUAAGACUAACAAUUAGAUUAACAAAAAUAAGAAAUAUUAGAUAUCCAAAAAAUGAAUGAAAUUGUUGAAAGAAAUAAAGAAUAAGAAAUUUAAUUAGAAAAACUCAAUAAAGAAAUAUAAGAUAUUAAAAAUGUGAAUACACAAUUAAUUCAAUAAAAUAAAGAAUAUGAAAAUAAAUUAGAAUAAAAAAAUUAAGAAAUUUAAAAUUUAUCAAAAGUAUUAACUUAAUAAGAUUAAGAAAAUGAAAAUUAAAAUUAUCAACCAGAUUAACAAAGAUAAGAAAUAUUAGAUAUCCAAAAAAUGAAUGAAAUUGUUGAAAGAAAUAAAGAAUAAGAAAUUUAAUUAGAAAAACUCAAUAAAGAUAUAUAAGAUAUUAAAAGUGUGAAUCUACAAAUAGGUUUAAAAAGUUAAGAAGAUUAAGAAAAAUAAUUAGCUAAACAAACAGAAGAAAUAUAAAAUCUUCAAUAAGUUAAGACACAAAUAGAUUAAAAAAAUAAAGAUUAAGAAUAAUAAUUAGCUAAACAAACAGAAGAAAUAUAAAAUCUUCAAUAAGUUAAGACACAAAUAGAUUAAAAAAUUAAAGAUUAAGAAUAAUAGUUAACAAAAUAAAAAGAAGAAAUAUAAAAUCUUCAAAAAGAUAAGACACAAUUAAAUGAAAAAAUUAAAGAUUAAGAAUAAUAAUUUGCUAAAAAAACAGAAGAAAUAUAAAAUCUUCAAAAUGAUAAGACACAAUUAAAUGAAAAAAUUAAAGAUUAAGAAUAAUAAUUAGCUAAACAAACAUAAGAAAUAUAAAAUCUUCAAUAAAUUAAUACACAAAUAGAUUAAAAAAAUAAAGAUUAAGAAUAAUAAUUAGCUAAACAAACAGAAGAAAUAUAAAAUCUUCAAUAAGUUAAGACACAAAUAGAUUAAAAAAUUAAAGAUUAAGAAUAAUAGUUAACAAAAUAAAAAGAAGAAAUAUAAAAUCUUUAAUAAGUUAAUACACAAAUAGAUUAAAAAAAUAAAGAUUAAGAAUAAUAAUUAGCUAAAUAAACAGAAGAAAUAUAAAAUCU